Molecule: messenger RNA, 2102 nt
Organism: Lampris incognitus (smalleye Pacific opah)
Lineage: Eukaryota; Metazoa; Chordata; Actinopteri; Lampriformes; Lampridae
Gene: usp39
Product: ubiquitin specific peptidase 39
Exons: 13
Coding region: 134-1636 (500 amino acids)
Biological process (GO): mRNA processing; spliceosomal complex assembly; protein deubiquitination
Molecular function (GO): cysteine-type deubiquitinase activity; zinc ion binding
Source: RefSeq, a predicted model, not a curated record
AUGUGAUGCGCGGGGCUUCACAUGAGUAUCUUGAUCUACUAUGUUCUUAUGUUGUUAAAUGUUCAAGUUGCUCUAUCGCCAAUAUUUUUUCGUUAUUAACAUCGCUAUCUAAUAGCCCAAGUAACCCUUUACCAUGGUUUCUCUGAGGCGAGAAAGAGACGUUAAAUUUGACGACGAUGAAGAGGAAGACGGAGUGUCCGCUAAAGUUGGCAGAGGACGUGUAACAGAGGACCACAGAAGCCGUCACUGUCCUUACCUCGACACCAUAAACAGGAGUGUGCUGGACUUUGACUUUGAGAAGCUUUGCUCCAUCUCUCUCUCCCACAUCAAUGUUUAUGCCUGUCUUAUAUGUGGAAAGUACUUUCAAGGUAGAGGGUUGAAGUCCCAUGCUUACACUCACAGUGUACAGUUUACCCAUCAUGUGUUCCUUAACCUGCAUACACUGAAGUUCUACUGUCUGCCAGACAACUAUGAGAUCAUUGACUCUUCACUUGAGGACAUUACAUAUGUGCUGAAGCCCACAUUCACCAAGCAGCACAUUUCGGGAUUGGAUAAGCAGGGAAGGCUGUAUCGAGCCUAUGAUGGCACUACCUACCUUCCAGGCAUUGUAGGGCUCAACAACAUCAAAGCUAAUGACUACGCAAAUGUGGUGUUACAGGCCCUGUCUAAUGUUCCUCCACUACGAAAUUAUUUCCUUGAAGAGGAAAACUACCGGGGGAUCCGCAGACCACCAGGAGACAUCAUGUUUCUCCUGGUGCAGAGAUUUGGUGAGCUGAUGCGCAAACUCUGGAAUCCGAGGAACUUCAAGGCCCAUGUGUCUCCCCAUGAGAUGUUGCAGGCUGUGGUGUUGUGCAGCAAGAAGAACUUUCAGAUAACAAAACAAGGGGAUGCAGUGGAUUUUCUGUCUUGGUUCUUGAAUGCUCUACAUGGUGCUCUUGGAGGCACAAAAAAAAAGCCUUCAAUCAUUACCAAAGUAUUUCAAGGCUCUAUGCGCAUCUUCUCCAAGAAGCUUCCACAUCCAGAUUUACCACCAGAGGAGAAGGAGGCUUUACUCUUGAAGGAGGAGUACCAGGAGGAGAUGUCAGAGUCUACCUUCCUAUUCUUGACCCUUGAUCUCCCAACAGCACCACUGUAUAAGGAUGAGAAAGAGCAGCUUAUCAUCCCACAGGUCCCCCUCUUCAACAUCCUGGCUAAGUUCAACGGUAGCACGGAAAAGGAAUACAAAACCUACAAAGAGAAUUUUCUCAAAAGGUUUCAGUUGACCAAACUGCCUCCAUACCUAAUUUUCUGCAUCAAAAGAUUUACCAAGAACAACUUCUUUGUGGAGAAAAACCCCACCAUUGUCAACUUUCCUAUCACGAAUGUCGACCUUCGUGAAUACUUGACAGAAGAAGCCCAAGUUUCAGAGAAGAACACAACCUAUGACCUGGUUGCCAAUGUGGUGCAUGAUGGGAAGCCAUCUGAGGGCGCAUACAGAAUUCAUGUUUUGCAUCAUGGCACGGGAAAGUGGUAUGAAAUGCAGGACCUGCAGGUGACAGACAUUCUACCUCAGAUGAUUACGUUGUCUGAGGCGUAUAUCCAGAUCUGGAAAAGACAAGAGGGUGAUGAGGACACAAAAAACCAUACAGGGGCAUGAGUGAUGAGGGAAUUGCCUUAUUGUGACUGCAAGUGAGGACACCAUGUGACCAGUGCUUGAAUGAGUUUCAAGGGACAACGGAACAGGGCCCCUCAGUUACCAAACAUGACAUGACUAUUUAGAUUGACAUUGGUCUGAGAGGGUCAUGGCUUUGUUUGUGGACAAAAAAGUAAUGUCAUAACCCCCCACUUUUAUUCUUUGGAAUUUGUAAAAAAUAAAAUAUACAAGCACAAACAUUUCAAUCAGUAGUUUUCCUUUUUAUUGCUAGACCUUAGACAAUAUUGCAGUUUAUGCCCAUUUGAAGGUAGGUUGCACCAGUAAUUGCAGAAAAGGUCUAAUAUUACAUAAGGUCUAGGUCUAUAGUAUGUCAUACAGUGAUCAAUAGUUCAGUUGGUCAUCCAAAGGAGUUGAAUCAAGUGCAACUGGACUUGGUAUAUAUCCGUGAAGAUGUUUCGCCUCUCAUCCA